CGGAAAAUCUUGAUGUUGCCCUGCAACGAAGGGAACAAUGGAAAUCCGAUGUAAAAAAAGCAAAAAAAGAAAACUUUGAGAACAAAAUUGACGAGACCAAUCACAACUCAAACACCACUGAAGCUUGGCGCUUUGUUAAAUGUCUGAAGGGGGUAAAUGAGUCAUCUUCCGAUUAUAGUUGGAACGAUGAUAAAAAUAGGGACUAUUUAGCCUUUUUAAAAAGUCAAGUCCCCUCUGAUGUUGGCUCCUGGCGUGGACUCAGUGGGGCGUGCGCACCUUCAAGCCUUCGCUUCACGUAUGAGGAGAUGGUGGCUGUCCUCGACCGGAGGAAAAAGAGAUCAGCGGGUGGCUGUGACGGCGUCACAUAUGAAAUGUUAAAAGCCUUGACCGACAAAAACUUAUGCACCGUGCUCACUGCCAUGAAUGACUCCUUUCUUUCCAAGGAAAUAAAAGAGUCAUGGAGGGUGAUCAAGAUUGUACCGAUACCAAAGAAAAACAAAGAUAUGUCCGACUACAGAAACUUCAGACCGAUCUCGCUUAUUUCGGUGUUCAUCAAAACAAUCAACAAACCUCAUACAAUUUAGUGAGCGCGUAAAUAAGGUCCAACAAAUGUACAAUGAACUACAGAAUUUUACAGGCAAAGAAAAACCAGAUUUACAUUUGUUAUUUGUGAAGUAUGGUAUCCUAAAAGGUGAAUCAUUAAUUCCACAAUGUAGGACUGCCCUUCCAGUUGAAGAAAUUUUCGUUGCCGAUUUAGCGAGUCUAGACGUGGGUGAUGUCCAAAGUAUUAAUGUAAAACCUGAUAAAGUAUCGACUCAACUCCAGGGAGAGUCGGUAUUACAAAACGAAGACAAGAAAGAUGGGUUUCAUGAUCCGAUCGCUGAUGAUGAGGGAAACUUCUACCAAAAUCCUUAUAAUUCGUCGGAAGAAGAAGGCAGUAGUGGCAGUGAAAAUAAAUGUAAUAAUAAAGAUGCUUCAGAAUUCGAAAACCGAGUGAUCCGAAAUAAUAAGAGUAGAAAAAUAUCAAAAAAGUGCCCUGAGAUCUCUGAAAUUGUCGGAAUGAUAAAUAACCACUCUUGCAGGAUUUGCUCACAGAGAUUUCAACGUCGAAGUACCUACUCUACGCACUUGAAGAAGAAACAUGGAGUAAUCAUUUGCUCCCAAUGUCCUAGUUCUUUCAAAAGUGAAUCGAAUCUGAAACGUCAUAUGAAUGAUCACCAAAAGUUUUUCAGUUGUAUACAUUGCGAUGAAAAAUUCGAAAAAAAGGGAUCUAUUAGCAACCAUAUAAGGAAUGAACAUAAGUCUUAUCAGCCAUUUGUCUGUGAAGCAUGUGGUGAAGCAUUACGUACAAAGAAGCAACUGAAGCAGCAUAUGUUAAUUCACUCAGAUUAUACGCCCUAUAAAUGUAAAGAAUGUGAGAAGAGCUUCAAAGAGAAAUACCGACUGAAGAGACAUUUGGAAAUACAUGGAGACAAACACAUUUGCACAGAAUGUGGGAAACAAUUAAGUUGCCGGGCUACAUUAAAUAUGCAUAUGCUAGUGCAUUCCGAUAAAAUGCCCCACAAAUGUGUUUAUUGUGGACGAACAUUUAAGCGUGCCAAAACUCUUAAAUAUCACAUAAUUGCCCAUACUGGUCUUAGACCAUAUUCAUGCAACUUUUGUGAAAAAACAUUCUCCACCGGUUCAAGUUGUCGUUUUCACAAAAAGACCAUGCAUCCAUCGGAAUUAGCUGCAUUGGAGGCUUCAGGAGCAAAGACAUAUACGAAAAAUGUACCGAACUUGGAUGUACUGAGAGCGGUAGCGCGAAAGGGGGAAAAUUUUAUGCCUCUGGCAUCCAACCAAAAGGGUUACGUAAAUUUAAAAUAUACAAGCGAAAUCCAAUCAGACGAAGUAAGACCCACUGACGCUGUGAUAAUGGAUAAAUAGUAAACUAAAUAUUAAGAAAAAACUUAUAUAAGAAAACAAUGAAGUAUAAAUAUCUAAAUGAAUAUUACAGAACUUCAAUUUUUAUUUA
Anastrepha ludens (Mexican fruit fly) is the source of this 2014-nucleotide messenger RNA. Its product is annotated as putative zinc finger protein 735. The record is from RefSeq and is a predicted model, not a curated record. The transcript is spliced from 3 exons. Bases 610 to 1926 code for a protein of 438 amino acids. Lineage: Eukaryota; Metazoa; Arthropoda; Insecta; Diptera; Tephritidae. Gene Ontology annotation, biological process: regulation of transcription by RNA polymerase II. Gene Ontology annotation, molecular function: RNA polymerase II cis-regulatory region sequence-specific DNA binding; DNA-binding transcription factor activity.